CUGUGCGUCACAAUGCACACACUGGCUGCAUAAAUAUACUCGGCGCAAACCAGGCAGACAAUAGGAUUUGUUGACAAUGGGUAGCCGAAUAUUAGGUUGAUAAAUAAUAUUCAUCUUGAACGCAUGCAUGCAACUCGGUUAUUGUGGAGGGGAUUACAGCACACGCAUUGUCAAUUUCGACCUCAAGUCGGCUCAGCCCCCUGCAAUUGACCAGUUUCGUGAUCAACGCAACGGGACGUUAAUUAUCGAUCUGGUAUUAGUUGGAGGGAAGGCUGUGUACAAGAUGAUCAUGUUACCAGUAUCAUGCAAUAGCUAAUGUGAUGAUCUGAUAUAGACUGGACUACAUUCGUAGUAACUGAAUCGACUAGACUAGACUGCGAAGGGCGAAAGUCGUCUCGUUAAUGUUGGAUAACUGUGAUAAUGUGCAUCGUCUUGGGGGUUAAACCUCCGGAUGCGCUGUUCUGAUACCAAAUUGACAAGAGCUUGAGGAUAUCUUCAGAUCCUACCAUGUCUGUGGUCCUUUUACCCGUAUCGGACUCUAGACCAGAGAUGAAGAACACCAUCAAUAUCAACAACAAUGAACCAGGGACAAGCGACGAUGAAGUCGUAGUAUUUCGCGGCUCCGGUCAUUCCGACCAGCUCAUGAAGGGGCUCUGCGACCUCUGGAAGGACAAUCAGUUGACCGACAUUGUUCUUAAGGUUGGCAACAGAAAAUUUCCUUGUCAUCGAAAUGUCCUGGCUUCGGUCAGUCCCUAUUUCCACCGGAUGUUCUGCUCGAACAUGCAGGAGAGCAAGUUGUCAUCGGUGUCUCUGCAGGGCAUCAGGGCGGACAGUGUGGCCCUCAUCCUGGACUUUGCCUAUACCUCAAGAAUGAACUUCAGCAAAGAGAACGUUCCUCUUAUCCUGGAAGCUGCGGACAUGCUGCUUAUGACGUCUGUCAAGGAAGGUUGCGUGGACUUCAUGAAGGAGCAUUUGCACCCUUCCAACUGUUUGGGUAUCUAUACCCUAGCAGAACGAUUCAGUUGUGACGAACUCGCGGGAAAGGUGUGGAAGUUUGCCGUCCGGAAUUUCAGAUCGGUCCGGAAGCAUCGCGAGAUUCUUGAUCAGUCGUUCGAGAUGAUUGAGAAGUACCUGUCCACCGAUAACCUGGUGAUUGAGGAGGAAGAAGAAGUCUUCGAAACGAUCAUUGCCUGGAUCAAUCACAACCGAAAAACGCGGUUAAAAGACCUCAAGAAACUGUUAUCGCAUGUUCGUGAACAUCUCUUGCCCACGCAGUACUUGGUAGAUAAGGUGCUUUCUCACCCGCUCCUGACAAAGUCCGAGUCGUUAUCCAUGACCAUCGAGGUCACCGCCCGACAUCGUUCGUCUAUGAACUACGGUACACCUCGAACACGAUCUCGUUCACGCCGUGUGGUACUCGUCGUCGGAGGCAUCGGCCCGGCCAACAUCAAACUGACCGAGGUGAAAUACUUCGAUCCCGUCGAUCGGCGGUGGUCGACGUUUUCCCAUCUCCCGUUCGACUCCGAGCCGGUGUCGUGCGUCACUGCAGUGAUCGAUGAUGUCUACGUUAUGGGGUCUAGGGGGUCUUUCAUCGUCCAUCGCGCGGAAGACUCGCAGUGGAUCGACCUCCCUAUGCUUCCCCCUGAGAGGGUUCGACAACGGGUCACGUGCACGUCGUCCGACGAUGGCAAUCUCUACUUCGUCGGCGGGUUCGACGGUGUGCAGAGAGUUCGAAUGGUAGACAGAUUCAACACGAAAGACAACACGUGGCAUGAGCUGGAGCCUAUUCCUGUUGCAGUCAGUUCACCCAGCACCGUCAUCUUCGGCAACAAACUCUACGUCUUCGGUGGCGCCCUCGCCAACGGGACCGCAACCGACCUCGUUCAUAGCUAUGACCUCGACGACAACUCGUCCCCUCAUCGAUCGUGGGAGGCUCGGAACCCGAUGCCGCACGCCUUCUCCGGCAUCACCGCGGUCGUUCUGGGCGCCUACAUCUACAUCGUCGGGAGCGUCUCGACGGUCGUGCACCGGUACAACCCGGUGGAGGAUUCCUGGAGCCAGGCUGAGGACAUGGCGAAGACGCACGCGCUGUGCGGUGCGACGGUGUGCGGUGGGAAGAUCUACGUGACGGGAGGGGAGAACCAACCGAACUCGCCGAUCAGCGAAGUUGAGGGGUAUGAUCCGACGACGAAACGCUGGAUGCCGUGCCAUAAUCUGCCUUAUCCUAUCAGGUUGCACGGCUGCGCUACGGUCAUCAAGAGAAUAUGAUCAUGGCUGAAAAAUGACCCAUCCUGAGCCCUGUCCAAACUUUUGUAUUCUUGUUCUCUUACCCAAUAACCCAGUCAUGGCAAACACGUCCAGGUGACACGUCAGCCAUACCUUCAUCUCGAUUCCAAAUCGGCUUCAAACCGAUCCCCCUCCCCCCCCCCCCCCCU
Molecule: messenger RNA, 2435 nt
Organism: Strongylocentrotus purpuratus (purple sea urchin)
Lineage: Eukaryota; Metazoa; Echinodermata; Echinoidea; Camarodonta; Strongylocentrotidae
Product: kelch-like protein 24
Exons: 3
Coding region: 508-2268 (586 amino acids)
Molecular function (GO): protein binding
Source: RefSeq, a predicted model, not a curated record